AUGAAGACACCCAGAUUUCUUCUGGCACUUGCGGCCCCGGGUCUCAUGGCCUCUCCCCUCGCCACCGAGAAAGGGACCCCGACGACUCUCAGCACUGUGCCGACUUCCACCCCAAAGACGGGCGCCUACAGCUGGUCAGAAGGAUGGGAGACGUCGUUCCCCAUUCACUCGUCCUGCAACAGCACCCUGCGCGCCCAACUCCAAGUCGGCCUUGACGACGCCGUGCAGCUGGCCCAGCAUGCGAGAAACCACCUGCUACGCUUCGGUGGCAAGUCGGAGCUGGUUCAAAGAUAUUUCGGAAACGGCACACUGGCAGAGCCUAUUGGCUGGUUUGAUCGCAUCGUUGCAGCCGACAAGACGGCCAUGACCUUUCGCUGCGAUGAUCCCGACAAGGUGUGCGCGUCGAUGCCGACUUGGGGAGGCCAUUACCGUGGAAAGAAUGCUACAACGGAAACUGUCAUCUGCCCCUUGUCAUUCCAGCUGCGACGUUCGCUCUCAUCAGUCUGCAACCUGGGCUACACGGUCGCUGGAUCGCCUCUCAACACCAUCUGGGCCGUCGACCUCCUGCAUCGGAUGUUUCAUGUCCCUACAAUCAACGAAAAUGUGGUGGAUCAUUUCGCAGACGAUUACAACGGCAUUCUUGCCUUGGCGAAGAAGGACCCGGCCAAGAGCGCCAGAGAUAGCAACGCGCUCCAGUAUUUCGCGAUUGACGUUUGGGCCUAUGACAUUGCGGCUCCAGGAGUCGGUUGCACCGGUAAGCCUGUAGAGAAGAAGGCCUAG
Cordyceps militaris CM01 is the source of this 780-nucleotide messenger RNA. RefSeq names its product major allergen Asp F2. Gene Ontology annotation, molecular function: metallopeptidase activity; zinc ion binding; integrin binding. The record is from RefSeq and is a predicted model, not a curated record. The transcript has 2 exons. Gene Ontology annotation, cellular component: extracellular region; fungal-type cell wall; cell surface. Lineage: Eukaryota; Fungi; Ascomycota; Sordariomycetes; Hypocreales; Cordycipitaceae. The coding region runs from base 1 to 780 and encodes 259 amino acids.